Molecule: messenger RNA, 1776 nt
Organism: Gastrolobium bilobum
Lineage: Eukaryota; Viridiplantae; Streptophyta; Magnoliopsida; Fabales; Fabaceae
Product: lecithin-cholesterol acyltransferase-like 1
Exons: 2
Coding region: 120-1574 (484 amino acids)
Biological process (GO): lipid metabolic process
Source: RefSeq, a predicted model, not a curated record
AAUGAAUUGCUAAAUAAGGGACAACGUGGCUUUUAUAUAUUUUUUUAAAUGAAAAAAUUCCCACCGCACAACAACACAUUACACGUACCUAACUUUUUAUCAUCUAUAUCAUACUAAUAAUGCCAAGCUUCAGACAAACCCGUCCAUCCAUUUAUCCACAGUCAACAACUAAUUGCUCACUGAAAACAAAAGCCCAGGAGCUCAAAGGGAUAGGUAUAUCUAUUAUCUGUGUAGGGGAUAUUGUGAUGAAGGAACAGGGUCUCAAGAUUGGCGUUGCCACAAUAAUCACAAUGCUUGUAACGCUGUCAUUGAUGUGCACAUGUGAAGCAAGCACAAGCAGCAACAUCCAUCCGUUGAUUCUAAUACCUGGUAACGGAGGGAACCAACUAGAAGCCAGGCUGACACCUCAGUACAAGCCCUCCAGCUUCAUCUGCGACACAUGGAACCCUCUUGUCAAGAAAAAGAAGGGAUGGUUCAGGUUGUGGUUUGAUUCCAGUGUCUUACUUGCUCCUUUCACUCAAUGUUUUGCUGAGCGCAUGACGCUUCACUACCACCAAGAACUCGAUGAUUACUACAACACCCCCGGGGUUCAGACCCGGGUCCCUCACUUUGGUUCCACUCAUUCCCUUCUUUAUCUCAAUCCUCAUCUAAAGCAUGUCACGGAAUACAUGGCAUCCCUAGUAGAUUCAUUAGAACAGAUAGGUUAUAUUGAGGGUGAGACUCUGUUUGGAGCUCCCUAUGAUUUUCGAUAUGGUCUAGCUGCUCAAGAUCACCCAUCUCGAGUGGGGUCCAAGUUCCUGAAAGACCUAAAAAAUUUGAUAGAAGAAGCAAGCACUUCCAAUGGAGGGAAGCCAGUAAUACUUCUCUCACAUAGCUUAGGAGGUCUAUUUGUCCUCCAACUCCUUAAUCGAAACCCUUCCUCUUGGCGCAAGAAAUUCAUCAAACACUUUGUAGCACUUUCUGCUCCAUGGGGUGGUGCCAUAGACGAAAUGCUCACCUUUGCAUCUGGCAAUACUCUUGGAGUGCCCCUAGUGGACCCUUUGAUAGUGAGAGGUGAGCAGAGAAGCUCUGAGAGCAACCUAUGGCUUUUGCCCAAUCCCAAGAUAUUUGGUCUUCAAAAACCAUUGGUGAUCACUCCAAAUAGAGGCUACUCAGCGAUGGACAUGGUUGAUUUUCUCAAAGACAUUGAUUUUCCUGAAGGGGUUUAUCCUUAUGAAACUCGGAUUCUACCCUUGAUAGAGAAUAUAGAUGCACCAGAAGUGCCUAUAACUUGUAUUAUAGGGACGGGCGUGAGAACCUCAGAGAAAUUGUUUUAUAGGAAUGGUGAUUUUAAUAAACGACCCGAAGUUUCAUAUGGGGAUGGUGAUGGAACGGUUAGUAGGGUGAGCUUGUUGGCUCUUCAGUCACUCUGGAAAUAUGAGACAAAUCAAAGCCUGAAAGUGAUCGAGAUUGAUGGUGUGUCUCAUAUUUCAAUACUAAAGGAUGAAGUUGCACUUGAUGAAAUAAGAGGAGAGAUUAGUAGAAUUAAUUCUCAUGUUCAGCUUGGUUUAAGCAAAUUUUUUUGGGAUAAAUGAUGGGGAGUGAUCAUGGACAUGGAUCCAAUAACAGAAAGCUACUUGAUGGAUAGUUAUAUGUCCAAAAUUCCAGUGCCCCUGCAAAUUAUAUUUUGUAUGGAAUUUACAUUGGAUUUGGUUCAUGUUGAUUAUUAAGAUGAGAAUGUAAUGUAUUGAUACGAGAGUAAAAGAUGCAAAUUAUAGUAAGAUUUAUUAUUAUUAU